This is a messenger RNA of Sarcophilus harrisii (Tasmanian devil), 3344 nucleotides long. It is a transcript of the gene KLHL40, whose product is annotated as kelch like family member 40. Lineage: Eukaryota; Metazoa; Chordata; Mammalia; Dasyuromorphia; Dasyuridae. The coding region runs from base 1 to 1899 and encodes 632 amino acids. Gene Ontology annotation, biological process: negative regulation of proteasomal ubiquitin-dependent protein catabolic process; negative regulation of protein ubiquitination; skeletal muscle fiber development. Gene Ontology annotation, cellular component: I band; A band. Gene Ontology annotation, molecular function: protein binding. The transcript has 6 exons. The record is from RefSeq and is a predicted model, not a curated record.
AUGGCCCAGACUCUGGACCAAAUAGAAGAACAGAGACUCUACCAGCAGACCCUCCUCCAGGAUGGACUGAAGGACAUGCUAGACCACCGCAAGUUCUUGGACUGUGUGGUGAAGGUGAAGGACCAGGAAUUUCCCUGUCACCGGCUGGUCUUAGCCGCCUGCAGCCCCUAUUUCCGAGCCAUGCUCCUCAAGGACUUGGGGAUCCAGGAGAUCAGCCUGGAGGAGGUGUCUCCGGAAGUGAUGGGCAAGGUUCUGCAUUACCUCUACACCUCGGAGAUCGAUCUCAAUGAGGACAACGUUCAGGAUCUCUUUGCAGCCGCCAACCUUUUCCAGAUCCCCUCCAUCUUCACCAUCUGCGUCUCCUUCUUGCAGAAGCGGCUCUGCCUCGCCAACUGCCUGGCGGUCUUCCGCCUGGGCCUCAUGCUGGACUGCGCCCGGCUGGCCGUGGCCGCCCGCGACUUCAUCUGCGACCGCUUCCCCCUCAUCUCCCGCGACCAAGACUUCUAUGGCCUCUCUGCCGAUGAGCUCAUCGCCGUCAUCUCCAGCGAUAGCCUCAAUGUGGAGAAGGAGGAGGUGGUCUUUGAGGCCGUGAUGAAGUGGGCCAACACGGGGGACGACAAGGAGGUCCGACUCCAAGCCUUGCCCACCGUCUUCGAGAGCAUCCGCUUCCGCCUUCUGCCUCGAGACUACCUUGAAAGUCGGGUGGAAAAGCACCCACUGGUGAGGGCCCAGCCCGAGUUACUCCGCAAGAUUCAGAUGGUCAAGGACUCCCACGAAGGGAAGAUGACUGUUCUAAAGAGGAAAAAAAAGAGAGAUGAGUUGUCUGGGAAGGAAAGGGCCAGCAUGGUCAAUGGAGUGGAUGCAGGAGGGCCGUCCGGGAAAGGGAAGAAAGCUGGGGAGAAGGAAGCAGAAGAGGCUGACGACGGAGACACCAUCAUCCCUGGGAUCCUCAAUGACACCAUGCGCUUUGGGAUGUUCCUGCAGGACCUGAUCUUCAUGAUCAGCGACACAGGGGCUGUGGCCUAUGACCCCGGGACCAACGAGUGCUACUUUGCUUCCCUGUCCACUCAGAUCCCCAAGAACCACGUUAGCCUUGUGACCAAAGAGAACCAGAUCUUUGUGGCGGGAGGCCUUUUCUACAAUGAGGACAACAAGGAGGACCCCAUGAGUUCUUACUUCCUGCAGUUUGAUCACCUGGAUUCCGAGUGGAUGGGCAUGCCGCCCCUCCCUUCCCCACGCUGUCUAUUUGGCUUGGGCGAGGCUGAGAAUUCCAUCUUCGUUGUGGGUGGCAAAGAGCUCAAGGAAGGAGAGCAGAGCCUGGACUCAGUGAUGUGCUAUGACCGACUGUCUUUUAAAUGGGGUGAGUCAGACCCGCUGCCCUACGUGGUGUACGGCCAUGCUGUGGUGUCCUACAUGGACCUCAUCUAUGUCAUCGGGGGCAAAGGAAGUGACCGGAAGUGCCUGAAUAAGACAUAUGUCUAUGACCCCAAGAAGUUUGAAUGGAAGGAGCUGGCCCCCAUGCAGAAUGCCCGAUCCCUCUUUGGGGCCACAGUCCACGAUGGCAAGAUUUAUGUGGUGGCUGGAGUCACCAACACGGGGCUGACCAGCUCAUCGGAAGUGUACAACAUAGCGGAUAAUAAGUGGGAGCCAUUUUUGGCCUUUCCCCAGGAGCGCAGCUCACUCAGUCUGGUGAGCCUGGCUGGGACGCUUUACUCCAUUGGGGGCUUUGCUACCCUGGAAACUGAGUCAGGCGAGCUGGUGCCGACAGAGCUAAAUGACAUAUGGCGGUAUGAUGAGGAGGAAAAGAAAUGGGAGGGAGUCCUGAGGGAGAUUCCCUACGCAGCCAGUGCCACCUUCCUGCCCGUCCGGCUCAAUGUUCUGAGGCUGACAAAGAUGUGAUAGAUGUGGAGGUCAGCCCGGAGUCCUAGCUGGCAGGUGCUCCCCCCCCCCUCACCCCGGGAGAGGACAUUGAAUUUCAUCUUCCUGCUGUUAGAUCUUUCCUUGAGGACAAGAAGAGGGGUAUCAUGGAAAGAUCAUUGGCUUUGGAGCCAGAAGAGGCUCCUUCCACUUGGGUUGAAAAGUCCCUCACUGCCUCAGUUUUUUCAUAUGUAAAAAUGAGGGAUUACCCUUUGCCUUUAAAAUGGGUAGGAUCGGUUCUAUUUCUCCACGGCCCCUCCACUCCAUAUCACUCCACCUCCCCCCCUACCUCCCGGGUUACAAGGCUCAGGAGAAGAGGACAGGGACCAGAUAAGGGAGCAACUGGACCCAAGAGAGGUGGUGUCGAACGCGAGAUGAGGAAGAGACAACACGGCACUCCGCUCCUUCCUGCUCCUUCCUCCCUUCACGUCAGGGCACAGGAACAACCCACAGAAGUUGUUCUCAGUCCUGGCUCUCUCAGCUGCUCAGGGAAUCAAUCUACCAGCUCCGACAGAAUCCCCAUUGUGUGAUGGAUGGUCUUUGUAAUUUCCGCUACCUGCGUCUUUGUUGAAGAGCCCCGGGCUGGGAGUAGCAGGGUGGGGGAGGCAAAAGAUCUGGGUUCCAAUGGAGACGCUGUCCUUGCCUCCUUGUGUGAUCUUGGGCAAGUGACUCAAUCUCUCUGAGUUUCAGGGUUCUCAUUUGUAAAUUAGGAAAUGCAAGAUUUUGUUGCCCAUCUCCUCCAUCCCAGGAGAGCUUGUGAUUUGGUGGGAUGGGGGGGUUAUAGACUGAAAAUAGGUAUUAUACAGACCUUGAAAAAGAAUAAAGUUCUGGAGCAAUAAGAUUCUGAGAUCUAAAGAUUUUAUUAUUGAUUUCAAGAUUCUAUACUGGUCAUGGUUCCAUUAGGCUGCACGGAUUUCCUGUUUGGGGGACCCCACCCCAAACAGAUGCAUCUCCUGGGGCAGACACAUAACCAUUGGCUCUAAGGGGACAAAGGCAGCAGGGAAUUAAGGAGCAAUGUAUGUAUUUGAGACCCAUAACAUAAAAUAUGCCCUCCCCUCAAAUGUUUCUGGAGGUAGGGAAGAGAUUGGUGGUGGUGGUAGCAGUGGGAGAUUGCCACCAGGGGGGCUGGGGAGGAGCUUGCCUGAUUUAUAGAUGAGAGGGGAGGAAAAAUCUGGGAGGUUCCUAUUUUAGCUAGUUAUUUGUACUGGAUGCUAAGAUCACUUGUUAUUGAACCAUGGAAAGACACCAUACUCAAAAAACUCUAUUACAAGUUGGGAUGCAUCAAGAACCUUAGACUUGGAGUACAGGGAUUUGAAUUAAAAUCCCAUCUCCAAUAUAUCCUUUCCAAGCAACCUUAACCAAGCAAACAAAAAUCCUUGCAUAAUCUAUAGACCUCAUAGAUUACCAUGAGAAAAGAAUUGUGUCGG